AUGCAUUGGAGAAUAAAUUUGGAGGCCUCUCCAUACCUGAGUGAAGAUCUGUUAAUUGAAAUCCUGGCGAGAUUGCCCGUACAAUCUUUGCUCCGUCUUCGGAGCGUAUGCAAAUCAUGGAAGUCGAUGAUAGGCAGCCCCGAAUUCAGGUCCUUGCACUUAUCCACAAACCGCCACUCCUCCAAAAUCUUGCUCACCGCACACGAGCGUGGACAGAUUCGCUUCGGUACACCCAAAGAGCGGCACUUUCUGCUCAACAACGAUGAAAAUCUCCCUUCCGACCCUUCCUGCUUGACCCCUUUCGAUGUCCCCUUCCAAUACCCAGACUGGACCUCUCACCAAAUAGUCGGCUCCAUCAACGGCUUGAUAUGCAUAUCCCAGUCCCAAACCUUUUUCCCAGACCCGGACGACGACCCAGCCAACGUACCCAUUGUGCUAUGGAACCCUACCAUCCAGAGGUGCGUCUUCCUACCGGACCCCACCUUCAGUCUAGAACAUAACGUGUCCAUCGAGAUUGGGUACGCCGCCACCACGGAUGAUUACAAAAUCGUGGUAGUUAGGAAAGUAGGCGAAACUACUGCCCUAGAGUUCCACAUCUAUUCCUUGAACUCAAACGCGUGGCGCGGAGGUUUCGAGAUGUGCCCCCCCGCGGCCCGUGUGAGUAAUGAAGACCGUCGAAUAUUUCAUAGCACGGGAGCUUUCUUGGGAGGCAAGAUGCACUGGCUCGUUAGAAAUGAACAUGAGAUUGAGGGCGGUUAUUAUGAGAUGAAGGAGUGUAUGGACACCCUUUACACGUUCGAUGUGGCGGAUGAGGUUUUUGCUGAGGUGGGCUUACCUGAGGAGGUGAUGGCGCAUUACACAGUACGUUACGCAGUACCACAUGUUGCUGUAGUGGGGGACUUAUUGCAUGUGGUGCAUAUCGUUCGAAAGCAUUUGACAAUUUGGGUGAAGAUGGAGGAUGCUGGAUCUUGUGAUGUGUACUGGAAGAAAUUGUACAGAGUUGAUCAUGUGAGCGCGAUGUUUGUGUGUUUUUUGAAGAAUGGGGAGUUGCUGAUGGACAAGUACCCCACUUGCCCCACUACUGGACCGGUCGGUCAAGGCCAUGGUCCCUUAGCGGCAUAUGAUCCGAGGGAUGGGAAGUUUAAGGACUUGGAGCCCUUGUCCCUCUCUCAACAACGAGACUUUGGGAUUGUCGAUUCUAGGAAUCACCAACAGAGUCUCGUCCUCCUCGACCGAACCUGA
Molecule: messenger RNA, 1242 nt
Organism: Striga asiatica
Lineage: Eukaryota; Viridiplantae; Streptophyta; Magnoliopsida; Lamiales; Orobanchaceae
Source: the annotation of a GenBank genome assembly